GCCCUCACGUCGGUUAGACUCUGCGUCCGGAAAAGGAUUUAUGAAGAGUGUUCUAUGGGCAAUUGAAAACCAGAGAGGCGCAUAGUGAGAGAUGCUAUUUUUAUUGUCAUCGUUUUAGGGAGAGAAAGUACGAACCGGCGUUCUAGUGCGUGCACAGCUAAGUUCAGCUAAGCUCAGAACUCGCAAAGUGUGAAACCUAUAAGUGGAAGUUAAACUUGUUCCUCUUUAUACCUUCCAAAGUGAGGAAAUCAAUACAUAUAUGGGUUCAUCAUCAGAACCAACCGCUGAGAGCAGCUAUAGCAAGCCCCUCGGGAUCCGAUUCUUAGAGAACAUCAAGGGAACCACACUUUCCUUCAAAACACACCAAGCAAUUGUUUUGAUUGUAACAUUUUUAGCAUAUGCGAGCUACCAUGCCACUCGAAAAACCACAAGCAUUGUCAAGAGCACCCUUGAUCCUCAGCCGUCAGAUUUGGGAGUGAAGUUCGUACCAUGGAGGACAUCUUACUUCAAGGAACCGGCUAAACGUUCCUGGAUGCUUGGGGAUGGUUGGGCUCCAUUUAAUGGAACGGAUGGGACUGCCUUGCUUGGAGAACUUGAUGUUGCUUUCCUCUCUGUUUAUGCUAUGGGAAUGUACUUCUCUGGACAUUUGGGUGAUAGAAUGAAUUUAAGGAUAUUCUUAACAAUUGGAAUGCUGGGAACUGGUUUGCUUACUUCCCUCUUUGGCGUUGGUUACUUGGGAAACAUACACAGUUUUUGGUACUUCUUGAUGGUCCAAAUGAUUGCUGGUUUGUUCCAAUCAACUGGAUGGCCUUCAGUGGUUGCAGUGCUAGGUAACUGGUUUGGGAAGAGCAAGAGGGGUCUAAUUAUGGGUAUAUGGAAUGCCCAUACUUCAAUUGGGAACAUUACAGGUUCUCUGGUUGCUUCUGCUUUAUUGAGCUAUGGAUGGGGUUGGUCAUUUGUUGUGCCCGGUCUCAUGAUUGCUUUUGUUGGUAUGGUGGUUUUUCUCAUUUUGCCUGUUAAUCCCGAGUCUGUCGGAGCUGAUAGAGAGGGUGACGACUUGCAUUCUCCCAAGAAAACUGGUGAGGGAGUUGCACAACCUUUAUUAAAUUCAGAGUCAGUGGUCAAAACGAAAGCUGUGGGCUUCAUAGAAGCGUGGAAAAUACCAGGAGUUGCUCCUUUCGCUCUUUGCCUCUUCUUUUCCAAAUUGGUUGCUUAUACGUUUCUCUACUGGCUUCCAUUCUACAUUAGUCACACAGCUAUUGAUGGCAAAUAUUUAUCUAGCACAACAGCUGGAAACUUGUCGACAUUGUUUGAUGUUGGUGGUGUGCUUGGAGGAAUUCUUGCCGGCCACAUAUCUGAUCGUUUAGAUGCCAGAGCAAUAACAGCAGCAAGUUUCAUGUAUUGCGCUAUCCCUUCUCUGUUCUUCUAUCGAAUCUACGGACACGUUUCCUUGACCAUAAAUAUUGCUCUUAUGUUCAUCACGGGCAUGUUUGUGAAUGGACCAUAUGCUCUUAUAACAACAGCCGUUUCAACUGACUUGGGUACUCAUAGUUCAUUGGAAGGGAACUCCCGAGCACUGGCAACAGUGACAGCAAUUAUAGAUGGUACAGGCUCUGUUGGAGCUGCCAUUGGACCCCUAUUAACAGGUUAUAUUUCUUCUACUAGCUGGAAUGAAGUUUUCACAAUGUUGAUGGGGGCAGCUCUAAUUGCGGGGCUGCUUCUAACCAGGCUUGUUGUAGCCGAGGUGGCUGCAAAGAUCGAGGAUUCAAAGCCACAAGGAGUGCCUACAUCCAGACCUGCACUUGAAGUGUGACAUUUUAGAGGUUACAGUGGCUCAUUUAAGCUGCCAGUGGGUGAUUUCCUCUGCAGAGUUCAUAAGCUUAGUCCACGGUGUCCAUUGUAUGCCAAUGAAGAUCCUCUAUUAUGGUCAAAACAAGAAGAGGGUGUUUUUCAACCUUCUCCAUUGUUUCGUUUGGAACAUAAGAGCGGAAGUUCGAGGAA
Molecule: messenger RNA, 2001 nt
Organism: Carya illinoinensis
Lineage: Eukaryota; Viridiplantae; Streptophyta; Magnoliopsida; Fagales; Juglandaceae
Product: putative glycerol-3-phosphate transporter 1
Exons: 3
Coding region: 260-1813 (517 amino acids)
Biological process (GO): phosphate ion homeostasis; transmembrane transport
Cellular component (GO): membrane
Molecular function (GO): glucose 6-phosphate:phosphate antiporter activity
Source: RefSeq, a predicted model, not a curated record